GGUUGGCAGACGCCGCCGGGCGAUCUGCCCAGGCGCGAGGUCGUCGAGCAGAGUCUGGUCGAGCUGAAGGCCGUCUCCUACGGCCAAGGCGAGCUGACGCCCGGGCUCGGCCUGACGCUGGGCCUGACUCCGAGUCCCGCCGACUCGGGCCUGCCGGGCACGGGGGAUCUCGACCCGCCGGCGGUCUCGAGCAUCGGCCUGCGAGGCGCCAAGAAGCGCUCGCACUCGCAGUCCUCCAUGCAGGACCUUUUCGAUGUCACCAGUAUGACGCGUAGCAGUGCCGGUUCUCUUAGUUACACAGCCGGAGGCCCGGACUCUUUGAGAAGUGGCCUCUCCAGCGAGGCUGGAUCUUAUGGCCACUUGUCAGCCGGUAAAACGCAGGCUCCUGCCAGACGGCCUUCACUGGCUUUCACUCGUUACUCUUUGGUCAAAUUGCCGCAUUUUUAUCAGCCUCUCCGAUUAAAACUCGUUUGA
Messenger RNA from Protopolystoma xenopodis, 474 nucleotides. The record is from the annotation of a GenBank genome assembly. Lineage: Eukaryota; Metazoa; Platyhelminthes; Monogenea; Polystomatidea; Polystomatidae.